Messenger RNA from Pungitius pungitius (ninespine stickleback), 2362 nucleotides. RefSeq names its product methionyl aminopeptidase 1 (gene metap1). Bases 47 to 1210 code for a protein of 387 amino acids. The transcript is spliced from 11 exons. Gene Ontology annotation, cellular component: cytosol. Gene Ontology annotation, molecular function: metalloaminopeptidase activity. Lineage: Eukaryota; Metazoa; Chordata; Actinopteri; Perciformes; Gasterosteidae. Gene Ontology annotation, biological process: proteolysis. The record is from RefSeq and is a predicted model, not a curated record.
UGGCUGGCUGCUUCCGCUCGACUCCACCCCUCCGGCAGACGAAGGCAUGGCGAGCACCGAGGCAAGAAGGGAGUGUGAGACAGAGGGCUGCAGCGAGGACGCCAAACUCCAGUGUCCCACAUGUAUCAAGCUUGGUAUUCAAGGCUCCUAUUUCUGUUCCCAGGAAUGCUUCAAAGGGAGCUGGGGGUCUCACAAGCUGCUGCACAAAAAAGCAAAGGACGACAAGAACCAGAAUGAAUCCAGGAACUGCGUGGAGAAGGACAUCAACACGGACCCAUGGCCCGGCUACCGCUACACGGGGAAACUAAACCCCCACUACCCACUGACUCCCAUGAGGCUCGUGCCCAGUGACAUCCAAAGACCCGACUACGCCGAUCACCCCAGAGGCAUAUCCGAGUCGGAGCAGUUUCUGAAGGGGACGUCGCAGAUCAAGAUCCUUUGUCCCGAGGACAUCGAGGGCAUGCGGGUGGUGUGCACUCUGGCGCGAGAAGUCCUGGACCUGGCAGCCGAGCUGGUGAAAGUGGGCGUCACAACAGAGGAGAUCGACCACGCCGUGCACCUGGCCUGCAUAGCCAGGAACUGCUACCCCUCCCCCCUCAACUACUACAACUUCCCCAAAUCCUGCUGCACGUCCGUCAAUGAAGUCAUCUGCCACGGCAUCCCGGACAGACGGCCAUUAGAAGAAGGAGAUAUCCUCAACGUGGACAUCACCGUCUACCACAACGGUUUCCAUGGUGACCUCAACGAAACCUUCUACAUCGGCGAGGUGGAUGAAGAGACGAAGAAGCUGGUUCACACCACAUACGAAUGCCUUAUGCAAUCCAUCGACUCUGUGAAGCCGGGCAUCCGCUACAGAGAGCUGGGCAACAUCAUUCAGAAGCACGCGCAGGCCAACGGCUUCUCUGUGGUGCGGAGCUACUGCGGCCACGGCAUCCACCGGCUCUUCCACACCGCUCCCAACGUGCCCCAUUACGCCAAAAACAAAGCGGUUGGAGUAAUGAAGCCCGGCCACGUGUUCACCAUCGAGCCCAUGAUAUGUGAAGGUGGCUGGCAGGACGAGACGUGGCCCGACGGCUGGACGGCGGUGACCAGGGACGGGAAGCGCUCGGCGCAGUUCGAACACACCCUGCUGGUGACGGAGACCGGCUGCGAGAUCCUCACCCGCCGCCUGGAGGACAACGGCCGCGCCCACUUCCUCAACCAAAUGUAGGCGGGACUGGAACGCGGCAGAGGACGGGACUCUCCGGACAUUGCGCCUCCUGGGCCUCACGCACGCCAACACGCACACACCUCCAACGAAGAGGCUCCCCCCCCCCCCCCCCCCCCUCACUCUUGAGCUCUUGCGGCUCUCAUUGUGCUUUGAAUUAAAUAUCGGUUCCUCAAAUGUAAUGGAAGUACUUGAAUGUGUCUUAUAUUACCCGUGGAUCGCUUUGUUAGUGAAAACUGUACCCGGAGGACCCAUGAACAUGAGAUUCGGGUUUUGGUCAGUUGCCCAGAGUUUCUUGCUUGUGUGUGUGUGUGUGUGUGUGUGUGUGUGUGUGUGUGUGUGUGUGUGUGUGUGUGUGUGUGUGUGUGUGUGUGUGUGUGUGUGUGUGUGUGUGUGUGUGUGUGUGUGUGUGUGUGUGUGUGUGUGUGUGUGUGUGUGUGUGUGUGUGUGUGUGUGUGUGGGCGUUGCUCAUGGCAAAUCAAACUAACAUGCCGUGCUUUGCGUCUUUUCUCUCAACCGCUGUCGACUUCAUCACAAUUUGUACGAAUCUCCCAGAGACGGAUGACAAAAAAAAAGUAUCAGCAAUACUGGAGAAAAAGGAGGGUUCCCGGAAGGUCGGGGUCAACAAGUCUCACAAAAUCCCACCAGCUGGGAGACGGCUUCUUACAGACAUCAGAACAUUAACAGACGAAUCCAAAAGAGAGAUUAGACAUUUUAGGAAAUACACCGGCCCCCAGAUGAAGGACAGAGGUCAACGCCAUACAGAGUUAGCUUAGCAAGAAGAUUACACUUCAGUGGCAAACCGUAUUGAAAGCGCAAUAAGAAACAUGCAGACCUCAAUUGUUGUUGUUGUGCAAAAAAUGAGGUGACACACAAUUUGUGAACGUUUCUUGUUGAUCCCGCUUGCGGGGAGUCUCCCUCGGCCUCAUCGCUUUGCCCACAGCCCCGGUGUAGCAAACUGAGCCUUAACGUAUGGAUCUAUAAAUCCGGAUGUCUCGAGGCAGGUUAGCCGACGUCUGCCCCCCCCCCCCCCCCCCCGGAGGUCACCGAGCACCGCGGCGUCUCAUUCUUUCUGUUUUCAGAGGACUAAUGUGAUCACCGUUUCUCUGCCAUCUUUGUAUUCCCUCUAAUGGAGUAAUAAAUGACUCUUGUGUA